AUGCCUAUGACAAAGAGUGCGGAAGAUCCCCAGGGAGCCGUCGCCCUCAAACUGGACCUUAUGUCAUCUCCCAAAAGUGCCAAGAAGCUGCAGAACAAGGACUCCAGUUUCUUGAAUGGGAACCCUUCAGAGUCACCAAACUUGGAGAAGACCAAGAGUAUAACAGGGUUCCAGACCUUGGUUCACCUGGUGAAAGGCAACAUGGGCACGGGGAUCCUGGGACUACCCCUGGCCAUGAAGAACGCAGGCAUCCUGAUGGGCCCACUCAGUCUGCUGGUGAUGGGCUGCAUCGCCUGCCACUGUAUGCACAUCCUGGUCAGGUGUGCCCAGCGCUUCUGCCACAGGCUUAACAAGCCCUUCAUGGACUAUGGGGAUACAGUGAUGCACGGACUGGAGGCCAGCCCCAGCGCCUGGCUCCGGAACCAUGCGCACUGGGGAAGGCACAUGGUGAGCUUCUUACUUAUUAUCACCCAGAUGGGCUUCUGCUGUGUGUACAUUGUGUUUCUGGCUGACAAUUUAAAACAGGUAGUGGAAGCCAUUAAUGGCACAACCAACAACUGCCAUUACAAUGAGACAGUGGUUCCAACUCCCACCAUGGACUCACGGCUCUACAUGCUCAGCUUCCUGCCCGUCCUGGUGCUGCUGGUCUUCAUCCGGAACCUCCGAGUCCUGUCCAUCUUCUCCAUGUUUGCCAACAUCAGCAUGCUGGUCAGCUUGAUUAUCAUCACCCAGUACAUCGCCCAGGGAAUUCCAGACCCCAGCAAGUUGCCACUGGUAGCAAGCUGGAAGACCUACCCUCUCUUCUUUGGAACAGCCAUUUUUUCAUUUGAAAGCAUUGGUGUGGUUCUGCCCCUGGAAAAUAAGAUGAAGGAUGCCCGCCGCUUCCCAGCCAUCCUGUCUUUGGGAAUGUCCAUCAUCAUCGCCCUGUACAUCAGCAUCGGGACUCUGGGCUACCUGCAGUUUGGAGAUGACAUCAAGGCCAGCAUAACCCUUAACCUGCCCAACUGCUGGUUGUAUCAGUCGGUCAAUCUCCUCUACAUCCUUGGUGUCCUAUGCACCUACUCCCUGCAGUUCUAUGUCCCUGCAGAAAUCAUUGUCCCCUUCGCCCUCUCCAAUGUGUCAAAGCGCUGGGAACUGCCUCUGGACCUGUCCAUCCGCCUCGCCAUGGUCUGCCUGACAUGCAUCUUGGCCAUCCUCAUCCCCCGCCUGGACCUGGUCCUCUCCCUGGUGGGCUCCAUGAGCGGCAGCUCCCUGGCUCUCAUCAUCCCACCCCUCCUGGAGAUCACCACCUACUACUCGGAGGGCAUGAGCCCCCUCACCAUCACCAAGGACGCCCUGAUCAGCAUCCUGGGCUUCGUGGGCUUUGUGGCAGGGACCUAUGUGGCCCUCGACGACCUGAUGAAGUCGGGAGAUGCUCUCAGCUUUUCCAACUCCACCACUUUUAUUCAGUGA
Messenger RNA from Cynocephalus volans (Philippine flying lemur), 1452 nucleotides. It is a transcript of the gene SLC36A2, whose product is annotated as solute carrier family 36 member 2. The record is from RefSeq and is a predicted model, not a curated record. Gene Ontology annotation, molecular function: L-alanine transmembrane transporter activity; glycine transmembrane transporter activity; amino acid:proton symporter activity. The coding region runs from base 1 to 1452 and encodes 483 amino acids. Gene Ontology annotation, biological process: proline transmembrane transport; L-alanine transport; proton transmembrane transport. The transcript is spliced from 10 exons. NCBI's taxonomy places the organism in Eukaryota, Metazoa, Chordata, Mammalia, Dermoptera, Cynocephalidae.